Molecule: messenger RNA, 568 nt
Organism: Ailuropoda melanoleuca (giant panda)
Lineage: Eukaryota; Metazoa; Chordata; Mammalia; Carnivora; Ursidae
Gene: ATP6V0E2
Product: ATPase H+ transporting V0 subunit e2
Exons: 4
Coding region: 137-382 (81 amino acids)
Biological process (GO): proton transmembrane transport
Cellular component (GO): proton-transporting V-type ATPase, V0 domain
Molecular function (GO): proton-transporting ATPase activity, rotational mechanism
Source: RefSeq, a predicted model, not a curated record
GCGACUGUGCGCGCUCCCCCGGGCCGCCCGGUCCUGCUGCGCAUGCUCGGCGCCCACUGCCCACCAGCGACCCCCGGCGCUCCCGAGCGUCUGCAGUUCGGCCCUGCACCCUAGCCUGGGCAUCCCGCCUGCAGCCAUGACGGCUCAUUCCUUCGCCCUCCCGGUCAUCAUCUUCACCACGUUCUGGGGCCUCAUCGGCAUCGCCGGGCCCUGGUUCGUGCCGAAAGGACCCAACCGCGGAGUGAUCAUCACCAUGCUGGUAGCCACCGCGGUCUGCUGUUACCUCUUCUGGCUCAUCACUAUCCUGGCUCAGCUGAAUCCCCUUUUCGGGCCGCAGCUGAAGAAUGAGACCAUCUGGUACGUGCGCUUCCUGUGGGAGUGACCGCCGCCACUUCGGCCCCAGGUGCCCCAGCUCUCCGGAUGACUUUGGCUGUGCUGUCCCCGACGACCCCUCUGUCCCCACCCUCACAGCUGUAUCUGGAUCCCUCAAUGGCUUCCUCCCCCAGGAUCUGCCUGGUGCCAGCAGCUCCUGCCUUCUCCAUCCAGGGGGAGGCCCGAAGCUGAGUCA